UUGUGGGUCGUUUUCUUUUGUCCAGCUUGUCGGGUGCGGCUCCGUGGUUGCGGUCCAGCUCCUUUGUCAAGCGUUUUGACCAUUCCAACGUCCUCGGGACUCAUCUGGUUUGAGCAAAGGACGUUCCCGGGACAAAAGGCCGAUCCCAAGAGGGUCUGCUUGCACGUUGAAGCUCCCGGCCUACCUAGCAUAGCCUACUUUAGCUCCGUUCGCUAACAAAGAGAACCAACAAGUACGGAAAAUGUGCACCCGAAGGACACAUGCGGCGGCAAACUUCCAACAUCUGCAGCCUCCACUUGCAGAAAUGAGCGAGCGGCAGGAGCCCUCCGUCAUCAAAGAGGAAGCAGAGGACCAACGAUUCAAGAAGCCGCUCUCGACUUCCGUUAAAAAAGAGGACGACAAGCGCCCCGGGUGCAUCAAAGAGGAACAGGAGGAUGAGGACAUCGACAAGUUGUUCGUAUCCGGCGGCGAGGACGAAGGUCCGAGCGAGACCGGCGGAGGAACGGAGUCUCCCGACGGCAGCGGAAGCUCCGCGGACGAGUCCCGAGGGGGCGGCCUCAUCGCUCCGAUGUCAGAUAGCGACGACGCAACGUGGCUCUCGCCUCGCGCCGAUGACGAUGAAGACUUUGAAGGUCGCAAGAGACGCUGGAAAUGCUCUCAGUGUGGGAAAAGUUUUGGACUCAAGUCUCAUUUCAAAAGGCACGCGAGGAGCCACGCAGGCGCUAAACUUUUCGCCUGCUCAUUUUGCGAUCAGAAAUUCUCUGAAAAAGUCAGCUUAAAGAGUCACACGAGAACGCACACUGGCGAGAAACCAUUCGCCUGCUCAAUUUGCGGUCAAAGGUUCACCGAAAAGGGGAACUUGAGACAACACACGCGAACGCACACUGGUGAGAAACCAUUUUCCUGCUCGGUUUGCGAUCAAAAAUUCUCUCACAAAUUAAGCUUACAAAUACACACGAGAACCCACACCGGCGAGAAACCUUUUGCUUGCCCGGCUUGCGGUCAAAGAUUCUCCAACAGAAGCAAUUUGUCAACGCACACAAGAACACACACCGGCGAGAAACCGUUUGCCUGUUCAGAAUGCGAUCAAAGAUUCUCUCAGAGAAGUCAUUUGACCACACACACGAGAACACACACCGGAGAGAAACCUUUCACCUGUUCAGAUUGCGGUCAAAGCUUCUCCGAAAAGGGAAGCUUGAGGAACCACACGAGAACGCACACGGGUGAGAAACCUUUUGCCUGCCCGGUGUGCGGACAAAGAUUCUCCGAGAAGGGAAACCUGAGAAAACACACAAGAGUCCACACUGGCGAGAAACCGUUUGUCUGCUCGGUUUGCGGGCAAAAAUUUUUGGAUAAGGGAAGCUUAAGGAAACACAUGAGAACACACUCUGGCGAGAAACCUUUCGCCUGCCUGAUUUGCGCUCAAAAGUUCUCUGAAAAGGGAAACCUGAAAAAGCACACGAGGACCCACACAGGCGAGAAACCUUUUUCCUGCUCGGAUUGCGGUCAAAGCUUCACUCAGAAGGGAAGCUUGAAAAUACACGAAAGAACCCACACUGGAGAGAAACCUUUUGUUUGCUCAGUGUGUGACAAAAGAUUCUCUCAGAAGGGACACUUACGAAGUCACGCCCGAACACACGCUCAGGCUGAGAAAAUUGACGUGUAAUAAAUAAAGAUGCUGAAUUUUGAAAACGUGCGUUUUCUUACAUGGUUCCAGUUGUUGAAAAUAAAGGCUUGUGGCAGAAUUCUCUCAUCUA
Molecule: messenger RNA, 1757 nt
Organism: Corythoichthys intestinalis (scribbled pipefish)
Lineage: Eukaryota; Metazoa; Chordata; Actinopteri; Syngnathiformes; Syngnathidae
Product: gastrula zinc finger protein XlCGF57.1-like
Exons: 2
Coding region: 242-1666 (474 amino acids)
Biological process (GO): regulation of transcription by RNA polymerase II
Cellular component (GO): nucleus
Molecular function (GO): RNA polymerase II transcription regulatory region sequence-specific DNA binding; DNA-binding transcription factor activity, RNA polymerase II-specific
Source: RefSeq, a predicted model, not a curated record